This is a messenger RNA of Schistocerca cancellata (South American locust), 2939 nucleotides long. RefSeq names its product vesicle transport protein USE1 (gene Use1). Gene Ontology annotation, molecular function: SNAP receptor activity. The transcript is spliced from 8 exons. Lineage: Eukaryota; Metazoa; Arthropoda; Insecta; Orthoptera; Acrididae. Gene Ontology annotation, biological process: retrograde vesicle-mediated transport, Golgi to endoplasmic reticulum. Bases 107 to 883 code for a protein of 258 amino acids. Gene Ontology annotation, cellular component: SNARE complex; endoplasmic reticulum. The record is from RefSeq and is a predicted model, not a curated record.
UUUUUAUUGCAUCCGUUCACUUGCUGUCUGUACCUAUGAUUAGAAUUGUAAUUUUUUUAAGCACCAUCACUUUAAGGCACAAAAGAUACCUAAAUGGAAACAGCAUAUGCAAAAACUGAGAGCUCUCUCAGUGAAGACUGCAUCAGUAAUUGGCAGUAUGGGGAUGUCAAAGCUGGAAGUCAAUUUGCAGCGUCUGCUGUUGCACUGUGAUGAGCUAGCAAGGGAAGACAAGAAAGACUGGAGACUUGAUAAGUAUAUUUUAGCCCUUGAUGAGAUGAUUUCAAGUCUUCAGAAGUUGCCCAACAAACCGAAUAAGGACACCAUGGCUGAAUACGUCAGAAGAGUUGUGUUCUUAAAGGGCAUAGCAGAAACCAAUAAACUGAAUAAUCCCGUGGAAAAAGUUGUCGCUGCACAGUUACUCCCACAUGGCACAGCAACAGCAUCAGAAACAAUAAUUAAAGAAAUACAUCAAAAGACUACCUCUAAAUAUAAUAAAGAAUUGCGAGAACAGCUUUUACAAACAGAAAAAGGAACAGAUAGUGACAUCAGACAGAGAAAGCCAAAAACAUCUGGAAAAGAUUUGGACGAUUUGUUAAAAUUACAUCAUUCAAUGCAGGAGAAAAUUGCCGAAGACAUGAUCAGCUUGGCUCGAAAUUUGAAACAACAAUCCCAGGUUGCCAGUAGCAUUAUUAACAAGGAUAAUGAGGUAUUAAGCAAAUCAUCUACACAAACAGAUAAAAAUAUAACUAGAUUGAAAGCUGAAUCUGAAAGACUACAAGAAUAUAGUCGAAGAGCUUGGAAAUGCUGGCUUUGGCUCAUGGUAGCAGUGGCAGUGAUGAUAUUCUUUGGUAUGUUACUGUUUAUAAGGGUAACAAAGAAAUGAAAAGUGGAAAAUAGAAUCAACAAUGCCGUGGAAAAUUGUAUGUUUUGUAUUUAUAUUUUAUGUUAAAAUACUUUAUAAUAAAGGUUGAUGCUGUUUUCGUUUGUUUACAACGCUUACUAUUAACAAUCACAUCUAAAGCAAUCUUCCUUCUUAUGACAAUAACAGUAAUUCCAGAACAAAAUAGAGCUGACUCAAGUGUGGUACAUACACAAAUUAUCAGGAUACAUUCAAUGGUCUGCAAUAUAGAAUAAUAAGAUAAUCAAAGGAAUAACACCACAGAAACAAAAUAUUAUCCAGUUUUUAACUGCUUUCAAACAAUGGAAAAUGUAAGAUACAAUACUUUCAUUACUCCUACUCACCAAACAGAGAUGAUGUUGAGUUGCAGACAGGGACAACAGAAAAAGUGUGCAAGUAGGGAGGGAGGGGGCGGGGGUGUUCCCUACUUUAGAAGAAGGCCUUUUGGCUGAAAACUUAAUUCUACAAUAGUAUUUUUGUUGUGCCUGCCUGCGACUCAACAUCUUCUUUAAUUGCCUUCAUCUGUUCAAACACAUCUUUCCACACAUUAAUUAUGACUGUGUCAGAAGUGCGUAACACCUGUAAACACACUUUACCACCACGGGGGGGGGGGGUGGGAAAAAAAAAGGCCAAUUGUACACUCCCCACUCUGUAAUGAGAACUCUAUUUUGUAAGAUUUUUUUUCCUUAAUUUUGUUUGUGUGACAUCUCAAAGUUACAACAUACAAUUGUUCUCCUUGUUUUUGCUCAUUUCAUGGGGCUGGCGCAUAUAUCUACUCACCAAUUUUUAGGUAAUAUAACAGUGGCGGUCAAUUUAUUGUGGUGUAGGAACACGAAAGCAUUCACAGGUAAGUGAAUUUGAAUUUAAUAGAAAAGAUGGUACUUAUGAUCUUUGCUACAAAUUAAGUGAAGCAGAACGAGGGAAAAUAAACAAUAAUUCAGAAACAAAAUCUUAAGAUCAUCACCUAGACCCUUUUAUUUGUAGGCACCUUUAGUUGUUGUUUAUUUAAUUUUACAAUUGUAUUGCUACCAAAAAGAGCUAUUUAAUAUAUUAAAACUAUACAUCAUUCUUUGUCAGCUUCAAAUAUACAAAAAUUAUACUUUACAAAAUACUGAUUACUUAAUCAUUUAUAGAAAUACUCUUACAUAUCUUGCCAUUAAUAAAACCUAAAAACGAAACUAGUGUUUAGCUAUUUCAGUUCAUUUCAUAUAAAAUGAUCUAUUCAUAAAGAACUUAACAGAGUAUGAGCGCUCUAUUUUAUGAAGUAUGUGCCAUACAGGUACAAAGUUAUAAUUGGACCAUUAACACAAGCCACAGGCCUGGGCCAGCUGAUGCUUAAGUAGUGUGUUAACUUUAAGCUGGUUUAUCAGCUCCCUAGGCCUGAAUUCGUAGAUGUCAGAAAGCUUUGGCUUCAGCCAAUGUUACCUAACUGGUAAGUUAUGUGAAGUAGCCAUCUCCAUUUUUAGAAACAUUUGUCCUUUAUUGAGAAACACCCCAAAAACUUUUUAAAACUGAAACCCAACUGCUGAUUCCAAGAUGGUUGUGCACAGCAAAUGGCUGUAAUUUUUAUGAUGUUUUCUUAAGAUCAAAAUCUGUAACAACCUUGAAAAUUUUCUUCAUAUCUUUAUCCAUUUCUGAGAUGCAGAUGUUCAAAGGUACCCUAAUGUAUAUUUGAUACAAAAGCAUAGUUUAUAAAUUGAUAUAGCAUGGGAAAAUAUGCUGUUAAGUGUCUUCAUUAUCAUCUGGAAACCCCAUGUUGUAGUACUGAUGCACAUGCAACAUUGUUUUGCACAUAAAAUCUUGCCUGAGGUGUAAAAUUAGAUUUGCAUGGUUUCAGUCGUACAUAACUAAACUAUCUAAAUUUUACUGACCAAUACGUUUCUUUUCUUAUGAGUUACAUGCCCUGCCACAGGAGGGGAAAGAAAGGAACUAGUGGAAAAAUGUUCCUAUCUGAACACAAAAAAUGCGAAUAUGUCCAUUAAUUUAAAAGACUAACUGAAAAAUGGGGUACCAGCUGCCUCAUUCUACCUUACUCGACAUU